CCUAUUUGACAUCCAUCUAAAUUUUGCCACGUCAUGAUCAAUCCACUUUGAAGGUGUUUUAUAGUCGUUAGGUAACUUAACGGUGGUUGAGAGGCGUUGUGGUUUGUCUCGCUUCUGGGUUUUGUGUUGUGAGGGUUUUAAGGGUUUUUGAGUUUCAAAAUACUUCCUUUUCUUCUCGUCUUUGAAGAAGAUGUUGCCCUUUUGCUUGUUUCAGUCUCCUGAAACAAACACAGAUUUAAAAAUUAAGCAAAACAGCAAGGCAAAGCAAAAGAUGAAGGUCGAGCAAAUUUGUCUCUCGCUAAGGAAAGUUCCAUUGUAGCACGCAAUAAGCAAUGAUUGGCAACCACAAUGGUUAUACAAUUGAACAGCAGAGCAGGCUUUUUAAUCUGUGUUUGCGGCUUCAUAAUCAACCUGCGUUGGAAAGGUUCCAGUGGUAAUUUGUACACAAUCAUUUGAGGAAAUAUCAAUGGGGCAUUGCAAUGGAGAGGGAUCCUAAAGUUUCUUUUCGGAACUGAAAUUCAGCUCUUCUCUUUAUUAUGGGAGAUCUUCAAGGGAGUUUGUCUUCUUGCUCCUCUUCCACCACUUCACUUGAUCUAUACCCGUUGUCAAUUGAUUCUGAACUCUGGUUAAUGGCUGAGCAAAGGACCCAAGAGAUACUUUGGAUUAUUCAACCUGCUAUGGCUUCUGAGCAGAAGAGGAAAGAGGUUAUUGAUUAUAUUCAGAGGUUAAUUAAGGGUUAUUAUGCAACUGAGGUCUUUUCAUUUGGUUCGGUACCAUUGAAAACCUAUCUUCCUGACGGAGAUAUCGAUCUAACUGCCCUCGUACAACAAAACAUGGAAGAGGAUUUGGCUAGAGAAGUCUGCAAUAUACUCAAAUAUAAAGAGCAGGACCCAAAUUCCGAAAUAAAGGAUGUCCAGUAUAUUCAAGCACAGGUUAAGAUUGUAAAAUGCUGCGUGAAGGAUAUAUCAGUUGACAUCUCUUUCAAUCAAUUGGCCGGGCUUUGUGCUCUUUGCUUUCUGGAACAGGUUGAUCAACUUAUUGGGAGAGAUCAUCUUCUCAAACAAAGUAUUAUAUUAAUCAAGGCCUGGUGCUUUUAUGAGAGCCGAAUUCUUGGAGCACACCAUGGCUUGAUUGCAACAUAUGCUUUAGAAAUAUUGGUCUUGUAUAUCAUCAAUAUCUUCCAUGCAUCUCUACCUGGUCCUUUAGCAGUGCUAUAUCGAUUUUUGGACUACUAUAGCACUUUCGAUUGGGAAAAUUAUUGUGUCAGCAUUAACGGUCCUGUGGCGAUAUCAUCCCUUCCUGAAAUUGCAGCAGAAUCACGAGAUAAUCAUGGGAAUGAGUUAUUGAUCAGUCCAGAGUUUCUGAAAAACUGCAGAGAGACAUUUUCAAUUCCAAUAAAAGCUGUUGAGAAUGGGGUCCAUGAAUUUGCUGUUAAGCAUAUCAACAUAUUGGAUCCUUUAAAAGACAGUAACAACUUAGGGCGUAGUGUCAGCAAAGGAAACUUUCACCGCAUAAAAUAUGCCCUUGCUUAUGGGGCUCAAAGACUUGGGGAAAUCCUUAUGCUGCCAGGAGAAAGCAUGGGAGCAAGACUGGAGAAAUUUUUUGUAAAUACUUUAGAUCGCAAUGGGAGGGGAGAAAGGCUAGAUACACAAGUUCCUGUACCUGCAUUUGGCACUGGAAGAUCUGAGGUUUCUAAUCUCACAGGAGACUAUGACAAUGACUACAUCGGUCUACUGCAAGGACAAUGGUAUCACAAUUAUUCAAUGCCUGUUUCUCCCCAGAUCAGUCCACCAUCAUCACCUUCUCAAAUCCAGCAGAGAAGUACCUGGGACAUAAUGUCUCAGUUUCUGCAACACAAGCAAAAUGCAUUUUUUCAAAGAGGGAAAAAUGUAUAUAUCCCGAGAUUGGUACCCUAUCAUCCAUAUGGUUUACACCUAUAUGCCACUACUUCUGGUAUCAAUGAAAUGGGGAAAUCACGAGGAACAGGCACAUAUAUACCUGAUGUGAGCAAUCAUCCUUACAAAGAUUUGUUAUCAUGCACGAGGGUGAGGAAUCCAGAUUCUUCAACUCACAGUCCUGUAAAAUUGUCUCGAAAGGCUAAGGAAGUUGAAGUUGAAGAUGAUCCAGAGGCAGAGAAGAGCAAGAAUGUUCGUCACCUUGAUCUUUCAUUGGAUGAAUUCAAACCACACAGAGAAAAGGGUGAGAAUAGCAGCUCCAUGAAUGUUUCACUAGAUCAAUUCCCUCAUUUGCCCUGCCUCAAGAAGUCCACGUCAUCAGAAACUAGCCAAUCCUGUCAGCCCAUCUCAAACUCCCCACAGGCCAAAGAGUGCUUUGCCGCCUUAAGAAAUAUCAACUUCGGGACUUACAGGCAUUCAUCAUCACGAUUGUCAUCGACUUCAUCAAUGGCAACUAAGAAAGUGGAUAGUGGAGUUCCAUCCACUUUGGAGAUAACGUCGUCGGCUAUCCCAAAAAUGGGAAAGCUGAAGCAACAAGAAUCACUGGAGACUGACAAGGGGUCAGACAGCAAACACAAACCCUUGGUUGAGGGGAAAAGGGUUGUGGAUGGAAGAUGAAACCCGCAAUGGCAAAAAGAAAGGUUGAUGCACUACCCUGAAGUAGAUAGUUGCCUGCAUGGGAACAGCAGUACUAAUACCUGUCUCUUAAGACUUGAGAAAUACUUUUUGUUUUUGGUUCCGACUUUCAAAGCAUAAUGCAGAAAGCAUUUGUAGAGGAUGGUAGCUGAGUUUUGUCAACCUUUUACCCCUUUUUGGGUUUGUAGAGUUGUACUUGAAAAAUGUUAGCGUGCACUGCAAUUUUCUGGAGCAUACUUUUUUAUCUGCAAAAUCCCAGUUAAGAAGAUAUUUUAAGAGUUGUGAAAUAAAUUUUCUUCCCCUUCAAGCCCACAAGA
Molecule: messenger RNA, 2908 nt
Organism: Manihot esculenta (cassava)
Lineage: Eukaryota; Viridiplantae; Streptophyta; Magnoliopsida; Malpighiales; Euphorbiaceae
Exons: 11
Coding region: 537-2573 (678 amino acids)
Source: RefSeq, a predicted model, not a curated record